Molecule: messenger RNA, 858 nt
Organism: Drosophila virilis
Lineage: Eukaryota; Metazoa; Arthropoda; Insecta; Diptera; Drosophilidae
Product: solute carrier family 41 member 1
Biological process (GO): monoatomic cation transport
Cellular component (GO): plasma membrane
Molecular function (GO): monoatomic cation transmembrane transporter activity
Source: RefSeq, a predicted model, not a curated record
AUGGCCAGCAUGGGCACCAUUACGGCUGGCGUAAUGCUGGGCAAGGUGGAAAAUUGGACCGUUUACAAGGAGAUGAACGAGCUGUUUGUUCUGGUGCCCGGAUUGUGCGGCCUCAAGGGCAAUCUGGAUAUGUGCGUGGCGGCACGACUGUGCACCCAAUCCGCCAUGGGGAAUAUGCGCGAAAAAUCCGAUAUACGCAAAAUAGUUAUUGGCAAUUUGGCCGUGGUUCAGGUGCAGGCCAUUGUGUGCUCACUGUUCCUGGUCAUCUUUACGGUGGUGCUCAAAUCCAUUAUUGGGCGCACGCUAAUGGUUCAGAAUCUUUUGACCCUGGCAGCCUCAGCCAUUAUUACGGCAUCCACAUCCUGCAUAAUACUGGACACAAUGCUGCUGCUGAUUAUAUUGUUCUCGCAACGAUAUCGCUUCAAUCCCGAUUAUAUGGCCACGCCCAUGGUGGCCUCCAUUGGCGAUGUGACGUCCGUUAGCUUGCUGUCAUUCACAGCCGCAUUUCUGUACGAGAUGGAUAAGAGCUCCAGUUGGGUUAACAUACUUAUCCUUGGAUCGUAUGUGGUGAUACUGCUGCCAUUAAUGGUCAUUCUGGUGUGGCAUAAUGUCUAUACGCGACCGGUGCUGAUCUAUGGCUGGAUAUCUGUGAUUGGGGCACUGUGCAUAAGCGAGUUUUCUGGGUUUGUGCUCGGCUCAUCGGCGGAACAAUAUCGUGGAUUUGCCGUCUUCUCUCCUAUUAUCAAUGGGAGCGGCGGCAAUCUGGGAUCUGUCCAGGCGAACAAUAUGAGUUCCUUGCUCUACCAGCGCAGCGGAGUUCUUGGCAAAUUGCCGGAAGGCACGCGAAUCUUUCACUAG